AAUUCAGGAACGGCUUUGUCCUUUCUCUCUCCAACUUUCUCUCGCUUCUUGCGAACACAGCACGGUGUUACGAAGAAAAGUCGCAUCACGAACCUUCUUAGAAACCUCGCGGAUUCUUCACGAUCCCGCGCUUCACGCCUCUUUCUCCCUUCCUUUUUGGAAUGGGAUUGAAAUCCUCCUCGCUCUUCGAUUUCGAGACUCGCCACCGGAGGUUUUGCUUUUGGGCCGACGCCUUCUGAAAAAAAAAAAUAGCGAGUUAGGGUUUUGAUUCGAUCUUUUUAGGUUCUUGGCGAUGAUGUCAAACGAGGAAUUCGAUUACUCGUACCUAUCGGACGACGACGGAGACGUCGCCGAUGACGAUAAGCUCUGCAUCGAUCUGGACACAGUUAUGAGCGUUCUGGACGAGGACGCCGAUCCUUCCGAGAGUAGUCCUGAGGAUUUUUCAUUGAAAAAUAUUUCUCCCGGUGAAUCUGGCAUCCAUGAUAAUUUUCUACUUCAAAAUGGGAAUUCUGUCCUUGAAUGUGAACAUGAAAACCAGGGACCUUCAUCACAGACUUUUUCAUCCCCAAAUGCUCUUGCUGGUGGUUUCAGGGACUCCUCCAUGCUUGAAAGUGAUGAAUUUUGCUUCACAGAAAUGACAGGAGUUUCUAAUUGUGAGACACCUGCUUACAUUGCAGACAGAAGGUUCCCUGUUCCUGAGGCGAAUUCAAGCAGCGUAGCUGUCUGUGGAGAUAAUUUGAACCUGCCUCUGUGGAAGUGUGAAAAUGACAGCCAAAUCAAGCAUAUAGGAUAUGAUGCACAAUCUGAACAUGCUUCACAUGGUUCUAUCAUUGAAAAUAUUGACUUAAAUUUUGGAGAUUAUGAAACCUAUAUGGAAGACAUUAUUGGACUUUCUGGUAAACAGGAAAAUGACUCGUGUACAUCUUUUGAAAUGUCGUUUGUGGAUGCUGAUAGAUCUUCACGUGUUGCAACUUCAACUGAUUCUUCUAUUUGUCAAGGUUCCAAUGUUCCCAAUGAUUUUAGUGACUAUUAUCCAUCUUUGAAUUGUUACCAAGGUAUGGAUGAUAGACCUGUUGUUGCCAACAGUUCUGGUUGUUUGCCUAAUGGUGUUUAUCCUCAUGUGCGGAAAAAUGAAGAAAUGGUGAGGAACAUGAAGGUUGCUAAAAUGGAGUUAUUUGCCGAUACAAGUAGUGGCAUGCAUUCCAGCAUUAAUGGUGGAAUAUCUUUUCAAGAUAGUCAAUUUAGGUUUGCAGAUAGUAAAUAUGCAUCAUCUUUUCCUGGUAAUGUUCUAUUUGAAGACAACGCGUCAGUGGAACUUUCAACUUGUGGUUCAUAUAUUUCAAGAGAAGGCCAAUCACUUACUGUCAAAGCCGAAAGAGAUGAACUGAUUAUGCCUUACCAAAACUCUGUUCACAGUGAUGAUGCUGAGUUCAAUGUAGGUCAAGAGAUGAAACAACUACCUGGUAUUUUCCCUGCUGUUGGAUGUCAGGGUAAUGAUUUCUUUAAGUGCAGGGAUAAGGUUACAAUUGUAACAAGUCAGAAAGCCAAAUAUUAUCAAGAUGGUAUUGAUGGAGCUGCCAAUAACUUUCAAGCAAACAUGGGAAAUUUGAAUUUAAAACCAUUAGACAAAUCUUUGUAUAAUGCCCAGAUAUCUAUUGCCAGUGGGAAGCAGUAUAAUUGUGUUAUGAGUGAAGGAGAGGGCAAAGCAAUUGAACAUAGAAGUAUUGAUUCUCAGCUUUCAAAAGGAAGCAUUGAGAGAUCCAUUAUUGAGGAUGAUUCUGAUGUUUGCAUUAUUGAAGACAUCAGUCACCCUGCACCUAUAAGUCGAUCAACAGUGCUUGGGAAUUCCCUUAUUACAUCACAAUCUUCUAGAGGUGGUUAUACACAUUCUUAUAUGGUGGGAAGUAUGGGGCCCAAGGCGCGUGACGAGCAGUACAUAUUACGAGUUGCAUUGCAGGAUCUAUCCCAACCGAAGUCAGAGGUUAGUCCACCAGAUGGUCUGCUGGCAGUUCCUCUUUUACGACAUCAGAGAAUUGCUUUAUCAUGGAUGGUUCAGAAGGAAACAUCAAGUUUAUACUGUUCUGGGGGAAUUCUUGCAGAUGAUCAGGGUCUUGGGAAAACAGUGUCGACCAUUGGUUUAAUAUUAAAGGAAAGACCUCCAUUGCUGAAUAAGUGCAACAAUGCCCAAAAAAGUGAAUUAGAAACUUUGAAUCUGGAUGCAGAUGAUGAUCAGCUUCCUGAGAAUGGCAUAGUGAAGAACGAAUCUAAUAUGUGUCAGGUGUCUAGUAGAAAUCCAAACCAGAACAUGAAUUUGUUAUUGCAUGCGAAGGGAAGGCCAUCUGCAGGAACCCUUAUUGUUUGUCCAACUAGUGUCCUGCGGCAAUGGGCUGAGGAGUUGCACAAUAAGGUAACCUGCAAAGCAAAACUCUCUGUCCUAGUAUAUCAUGGAAGCAAUCGAACCAAAGAUCCUCAUGAGCUUGCCAAGUAUGAUGUUGUUCUGACGACUUAUUCAAUUGUCAGCAUGGAGGUUCCUAAGCAGCCUCUAGUUGACAAAGAUGAUGAAGAAAAAGGAACUUAUGAUGAUCAUGCAGUAUCAAGUAAGAAAAGGAAAUGCCCUCCUAGUUCUAAAAGUGGAAAGAAGGGAUUGGACAGUGCGAUGCUUGAGGCUGUUGCUCGUCCUCUUGCAAAAGUGGCUUGGUUUAGAGUUGUCCUGGAUGAGGCCCAGAGUAUAAAGAAUCACAGAACUCAAGUUGCAAGGGCCUGUUGGGGUCUUCGAGCCAAGCGUAGAUGGUGCUUGUCAGGGACUCCUAUCCAGAAUGCAAUUGAUGAUCUCUACAGUUACUUUAGAUUUUUAAGAUACGAUCCUUAUGCUGUGUACACAUCAUUCUGUUCCACAAUUAAGAUCCCUAUCAGCAGAAGUCCAUCAAAAGGAUACAGAAAGCUACAAGCUGUUUUAAAGACAAUAAUGUUACGUCGGACAAAAGCCACACUUCUUGAUGGGGAGCCUAUCAUUUCCUUGCCACCUAAAUCUGUGGAGUUGAAAAAAGUGGAAUUUUCACCGGAGGAACGAGAUUUCUAUUCCAGACUAGAGGCUGAUUCGCGAGCACAGUUUCAGGAAUAUGCUGAUGCUGGAACUGUGAAGCAAAACUAUGUUAACAUUUUGUUGAUGCUUUUGCGCCUUAGACAAGCAUGUGAUCAUCCUCUCCUUGUCAAGCGUUACAAUUCUAACUCUCUCUGGAAAUCCUCAGUUGAGAUGGCAAAGAAGCUUCCUCAGGAAAAACGAUUAUGUCUUUUAAAAUGUUUAGAGGCAUCAUUGGCCCUCUGUGGUAUCUGUAAUGUUUCUAUGCAGGACCCUCCUGAAGAUGCUGUUGUUUCAGUUUGUGGUCAUGUUUUUUGUAACCAGUGCAUUUGUGAAUAUCUUACUGGUGAUGACAAUCAGUGCCCUGCUCCAAACUGCAAAACUCGACUAAGCACGCCUUCAGUGUUUUCCAAAGUCACACUGAAUAGUUCUUUUUCUGAUCAGCCUUGUGAUAAUUUGCCUGAUUACUCUGGUUGUGAAGUGGAGGAAUCUGAGUUUUGUUCUCAGGCUCAGCCAUAUGAUUCUUCAAAAAUUAAGGCUGCACUUGAGGUGUUGCAGUCGUUGUCUAAACCACAAUGCUUUGCUUCCCAAAACAAUUCUGUGCAGAGCACUUCUGGGGAAAGUACCGAUGGCCUUGGUAGCUCCUCGAGUGCUGACAGAAUGAAAUCCUUGAAUGAAAUUCCUGAGAGUCAAAAUGUGCUUGAGGAGAGAAGCUCUAAUAAUUCAGUUGGUGUAGGGGAGAAAGCUAUAGUGUUUUCUCAGUGGACAAGGAUGCUAGAUAUACUUGAAGCAUGUCUUAAGAAUUCGUCGAUCCAGUAUAGAAGACUGGAUGGAACAAUGUCAGUCACUGCAAGAGAUAAAGCUGUUAAAGAUUUUAACACUCUCCCUGAGGUUUCAGUUAUGAUUAUGUCUUUAAAGGCUGCUAGUCUUGGUCUGAAUAUGGUUGCUGCCUGCCAUGUUCUUAUGCUAGAUCUAUGGUGGAAUCCUACAACUGAAGAUCAGGCAAUAGACCGAGCACAUCGAAUUGGACAAACUCGUCCUGUCACAGUUUUACGGUUAACUGUUAGAGAUACAGUUGAAGACCGUAUUUUAGCUCUGCAGCAAAAAAAGCGAAAAAUGGUUGCGUCUGCCUUUGGAGAGGAUGGAACUGGUGGUUGUCAAAGUCGCCUUACAGUGGAUGAUCUAAAAUACUUGUUUAUGAUGUGAUUAGACAUAUAUCCAUACAGAUAUAUAAUUUUAAUUUUUUGGAUUGGUGAUUUUUUUUUUCUGGGAGCAGGUGUCAGUGGGUUGUUCUUUUUGGUGGAAGCAGAAGAAACAGGGUGCUGAAAAUUUUGUAGCAUGGCCUCUGUUGACACUCGACAUGAAGAUUAUAUGAAUUGUCUUUUAUAGAGAGAUGAUUCAAUUGUUUACCUUGAAAUUUUGUUUUAGUUGUUAACAUUUGUAUAGGUUGUAGAGAGUAGUAGCAUAGACAGAAACAUAGAAAUUGUGCUCAUUGUAAAUAUUAUAGAUAGAUAAUAUCUCUUUUCCUUUUCCAAUCUUAAUCUAUUUCGUUUCUUUUAAUUUUCAGGUGGUUUUGACUUUUCAUUUUAAAGUGAACCUUCUGAUAAUAAAGUGCACUUGUUGAAUUUCAA
Molecule: messenger RNA, 4710 nt
Organism: Glycine soja
Lineage: Eukaryota; Viridiplantae; Streptophyta; Magnoliopsida; Fabales; Fabaceae
Product: helicase-like transcription factor CHR28
Exons: 12
Coding region: 293-4285 (1330 amino acids)
Molecular function (GO): metal ion binding; ATP binding; ATP-dependent chromatin remodeler activity
Source: RefSeq, a predicted model, not a curated record